This is a messenger RNA of Arabidopsis lyrata subsp. lyrata, 1495 nucleotides long. RefSeq names its product protein ULTRAPETALA 1. NCBI's taxonomy places the organism in Eukaryota, Viridiplantae, Streptophyta, Magnoliopsida, Brassicales, Brassicaceae. Bases 530 to 1243 code for a protein of 237 amino acids. Gene Ontology annotation, molecular function: DNA binding. The transcript is spliced from 3 exons. The record is from RefSeq and is a predicted model, not a curated record. Gene Ontology annotation, cellular component: nucleus; cytosol.
CUCUCUCUCACCCACCACCGCCUCUGUUCUGCUCUUAUCAACCAUAGACAUUCUCUCUCUCAUCCCUACAUACAUACAAUGUUAUGUAGGUGAUAGAUACUAGUAUAACAUUAGUGUAUAUAAACAUUAAUAUAAUGGAGAGGUCCCAUGCCCGACGAGUUUUGUUUUGUUGGCCAGCUAAUUCGCAUCCUUUUUGUUUUGUUCUGUAUAAGAGUUCCUUUGUUACUAGUAUAGUAUAACCACAAGGCCAAAGAGAGAGAGGCUAAAAUAAAAAGCGCUCUCUUUCUUAUUAAUUUUCUCUCUCUUCUCUUCUCCCGAAAAGCCCUUAAUAAGCUUUUGCUUUGAUAUCAGAUCUCUCUUACGGCUUUUGAGAUGCGUGCUCCUUUAGGGCUUUCCUUUUAUACCCAAAAACGAGGCCUUUCCUUCUUCUCUCAUCUACUAAUUCUAACCACUUCCUCUUCUUCUUCCUUGUCUCUCUCUCCUUUUUCUCAUACGCUAUAAGGAGGAAUCUCACAGAGAAGAGAGAAAGAUGGCGAGUAAUGAGGAAGAGAUGCAAUGUGGGUCCAUGUUGUUUAAGCAAGAGGAGCUACAAGAGAUGAGUGGGGUCAAUGUUGGUGGCGAUUACGUUGAGGUCAUGUGUGGUUGUACCAGUCACCGAUACGGCGAUGCUGUUGCUAGACUUAGGGUUUUCCCCACCGGUGACCUUGAAAUCUCCUGCGAAUGCACACCCGGUUGCGAUGAAGACAAGUUGACACCAGCUGCAUUUGAGAAGCAUUCUGGAAGAGAAACGGCUAGGAAGUGGAAAAACAAUGUGUGGGUUAUCAUUGGUGGCGAAAAGGUUCCAUUGUCAAAGACAGUAUUGCUCAAAUACUACAAUGAAUCAUCAAAGAAGUGCAGUAGAUCAAACAGAUCACAAGGUGCCAAAGUUUGCCAUAGAGAUGAGUUUGUUGGGUGUAACGAAUGUGGUAAAGAGAGGAGGUUCAGGCUGAGGAGCAGAGACGAAUGCCGCUUGCACCACAAUGCAAUGGCUGAUGCAAACUGGAAAUGCUCAGAUUUCCCAUACGACAAGAUAACAUGUGAGGAGGAAGAAGAGAGAGGAAGCAGGAAGGUGUACAGAGGCUGCACACGUUCACCUAGUUGCAAAGGCUGCACUUCCUGCGUCUGUUUUGGCUGCGAGUUAUGCCGUUUCUCUGAGUGUACUUGCCAGACUUGUGUCGACUUCACCAGCAAUGUCAAAGCUUGAAGAAGGCAUCCACUAAGAAAGAAAAAAAUGUCUGUCUCAGACUUUGUUCGGUGCAUUUAAUAACUUUAUUCUAAAAUUCCAAACUGUUUUAUCUUAUCUAUGGGUAGUGAAUGGAGCAAUUAAAAAAAAAAGUAGAAAAAAAGUUGAUUUCCAAGAAGAACAUGCAGACGAGCAUGCCUGAGUUUAGUGCAUGUCUUGAUUUUUGGCUAGUGGCAGAGAAAAGUGUUAUUAAUAGUUUGUUGUUACCCUUUA